AUGUCGGGAACGCCUCAUCCGCUUCAGCAGUCGCUGCUCAGGCCCGCGUCGCCCGGCGCAUCCAGCAUCGCUUCCGACUUGUCCGCGCGAAAGAUCGCCGCCAAUGCAGUCGAAGCCCCCACCUGUUCCAUCGCUUGGGGUGCAUGGCUUCGCAAAUAUCAGCAUGGCUCAUGGUGCGAAAAGGUGGAACCAGAAUCCUCCCUUGACCCAAAGCAAUCGGGAUCCAACGGAAGUGUCUCAAACGAAGCUUCCACCUCGGCAGAGUCCCUCGCUUCCACCGCUGCCAACUCGCCGGUUCCGACCUCGUCAGCUGCCAACGGUCUCGCGCAAGUAGCCACCCACACUGCAUCUCCCAAGCUUCCUCAAUUCGCAAAACCCACCAAGACCCAUCGAACUGUCAAAGUCGAUGCCGAUGCAUUGAUGGACUCGAUGGACUUCUAUCGACAAAAUGGCUGGCUUGCAGCACCUCCCCUACCGCGUCGCCAACAUCGGAAAGUGGCCGAGGCGCUUCGUCGCCAUGGCCUCACCGCAGCACAGGAGCGCGACGCUCUCCUCCUCUACAUUAAGCACGCCAAAGCCGUCUUCAGAUGCGAAUACGCUUCUUUCAUGGUCGAAAGCACAGACGAUGCAUACAUGCUCAUUCUGGCCCAGGAAGGUGGUGACGCUCAGGUUCAGAUGGUACCCAGAACCGUCACUUUGUGUUCGCAUGCCAUGCUACUCCCAGACGACGAAGUUCUUGUCGUCAGCGACACCAAGAAGGAUUGGAGGUUCCGCUCGUGCCCCUCGACCCUGGCAGGAACCGUCACCAACGCAAAGGGCAAGCCCAUGAACUUCUACGCCUCCGCUCCGCUCUUUCUCUCGUACAAUCUCAACGGUAUCGAAGCAAGAGUCCAGGUUGGUCGUCUCUGCAUCAUGGACGAGCAGCCUCGCGACGACUUUGAUGACAAAGACGCCGAGCUUCUCUAUUCUAUCGGCAAGAUGGCCGGCGACGCCCUCGAGGUCGAGUUUCAAAGCUCAAAGAACGCCAAAGCCGCCGAAAUGCAGCAACGCACCAGCUCGCUCGUUCGCGCCUUGGAAGAUCCUUCGCUUCACGCGCAAUACAGGCACUUCAACUCGUCCAGUUCCGGUUCCGAUUCGGGCGAUGGCUUCUCACGAUAUUCGCUCGUCGUCAUCGAUCGCGCGUGUCAAGAGCUACGCGAAUGCCUUGGUGCGGCCGGGGUUGUCGCCUUCGAUGUCAGCAACUUCCGUUUUCGCCGUCAUGCAGCUCAUCGCGGCUCGCGCACCUCGGGCACCUUCUCGAAGGCCACCUUGCCGGCACGCAGCUUUUCCCUGGAAGGUCAAGCUCUCACCGAGCCCUUGACUCCCCCGGGUGAUUCUGUCUCAACGCCAACCUACAUCGACCCGAGUUCGCCUAUCAUCUCGCCCAGAAUGAGUCGUCAGCUCUCCUCGGCUGAUACUGCUUUGACGUUCGAAACCAUCGAUCUCAACGAGGGCUCUCCGCCGCCCAGCAUCCUCAGCUACAGCGGCCCUGAAUCUUGCCGACCCAAUAUGCCCGAAGAGAUCGGUCGUCUCAAGGCCGUCUUUGCCGCUUCGUUGGCGCGCAAAGCGUCUGAUACCAACAUGAACAUCCGCUGCGGCUUCCACCGCAGGUCGGCCGAAAUCGCCCUUUCAUCCGACGAGGAAGACGACGAGGAGGCAACCCCAUCCCAGCCCGAGAACAUGGACCCAUGGGCGGAGUUGAUGCCUCGCGAGACCCAGAUCAGCUCCUAUGCCGUCUGCGUCUCGUACAAUCGAGCAAAGGCACGCCCCGGCAUCAUGUUCCUCGUCAUGUUCGAAGCAGAGGUGCAUUUCGACCAACAAGAGCGCUACUUUGUCGAGAGCACCAUGCAAGUCGCCCACGGAAGCUUGCUGCGUCAGAAGCUUUCCGAGACCGACUUCUUCCAGGCCGAAUUCUUGAGGCACGUGCAGCACAAUCUCCGAACACCACUCCACGGUGCGCUGGGUGCUGUCGAGUACCUUCGAGCUGCCAUCAGCAAUGAUGACGACGAAGCAAGCAAGGUCGAUCUCUCGGCCGACGGUGUCUUGGCCACUCUGCUCGAGUCAAUCUCACUGUCAGGCCUCACGCUCAAUGCAUACAUCGACGACCUGCUCAGCUUUCAGAAUCUGUCCGGGAUCAAGACGGCAAACGCUCCUCCGCCCAAACGCAUCGCGGCAGACAUUGUCAAAGUCAUCGAAUCGGUUGCCGACGAGGAAUGGGAGUUCGCACAGCGUCUGGACCUUCAAUCUCACCACCUCGAGAUUGACUCGCUCAAGCCGCAAGAAGGUCCCUUGCACGGCAUGGAGCUCAUCAUCAAGGCGAGUCCCGAGGUACGUGAUUGCGAAUGGAUGGUCGAGGUCAAAGCGCUGCAAGACGUGGUGCGUAAGGUUGUCUCGAACGCGAUUCGCUACACUAGGCAAGGCUACGUCGAGAUCGCAAUCCGUGUCGCUGCGCCAGGUGCAUUGGACGAUCUGGACGUCGAGGUCGCUGAGGACUCCACUGUUGUGGAGAUUGAGGUCGCUGACACGGGUGUCGGCAUGACCAAGGACUUCUGCACCAACCAGCUCACCCGACCCUUCAGCAAGGGUGACUCCUUCCGCGACGGAAUCGGUCUCGGCAUGACGAUCGUCUCGUCGACGUUGCAGAAGUACGGCGGAAAGCUUUCGGUCGCUUCCGAAGUCAACCUCGGUACCCGCGUCACGAUGUGCAUUCCUUUGCAGCGUGGCAAGGCUCUUCACGGCCGCAAUGGUUCCUUGUCGAGCACGUCCGCGCCCAAACUUGCCGUCUCCAAGAUCGCAUACUACGGCCUCGAGACACGUGGCUUACGCCGCUUGGCCAACGCCUUGUGCGAACACUUUGUUCCGAUGGAGGGCGUCGAGCUCACGCGCGACUAUGCCGAGGCGGACUGCAUCGUCUUGCCGGAGCGGGCUGCCAACUCCUUGGAUGAAGGCGAAGAGCCGCUUCUCUCCCUGGUCAAGCCGAACGCGAGAUUUGUCGUCAUCAGCUCCUCACACCUUGUCAUGGAGAAGGGCCUAGAGAAGUUGGAUGGGCGCGCCGUUCUUCCUAUGCCCAUGCCACACGGUCCCAGUGCGCUGCGACUCAUGGAGAUCUUCCUAGCAGAGGAAGAGCCACCGCUGAUUCACCUUGGCAACGCCAUUCGUGCCAGCAAUCAGCACAGGGUCAGUGUGACCGAGCUUGGCGUCCCCACGGGUCCUCGUCGUGUCAGCGCACCUUUGAAAGUGGGCUCCAUGACAUCGACGCCUGUGACAGGAGCAAAGAAGGUCAACGGUGUCUCGAACGGCGUCGACGUUGCUGCUGUCGCUGCCGAGUCCUCGAUCGAGGUCAAGCCAGGCAAGUCGCUUGCUCCAAUCAACACAGCUGGCGCGGCCCUUCCCGAGGACGAGUUCCGCGUCCUCGUGGUCGAAGACAAUCCCAUCAACAUGAAGCUCCUCACCACGCUGUGCAAGCGGCUCAACAUUCGCUACGAAGAAGCACACGACGGUGCCGAAGCCGUCGCCAAAUUUAUCUCCUUCCGUCCCUCGGUUGUUCUGCUGGACAUCUCGCUGCCGAUCCAGGACGGCUUCGAGGCGUGUACGCAAAUGCGAGCGCACAACCACCCAUCCUUCAUCGUGGCGGUCACCGCGCUCAGCUCGGAAGAGGACAGGACGAGGGGCAUCGAGAUGUGCGGCAUGGACGCAUGGAUGACCAAGCCCGUCUCGCCGAGACUGCUGAAAGGCGACCUCGAGGAAUGGAGGAAGAAGUUCCACUCAGACAUUGAGGUUGGCGUCAACGGCAAUGGCAUCGCUCCGGGGCCUGCAGUGGGCGUGGCCGUGGCGAGCGCCUGA
Messenger RNA from Kalmanozyma brasiliensis GHG001, 3882 nucleotides. Its product is annotated as Signal transduction response regulator, receiver domain protein. The record is from RefSeq and is a predicted model, not a curated record. Gene Ontology annotation, molecular function: phosphorelay sensor kinase activity; histidine phosphotransfer kinase activity. Gene Ontology annotation, biological process: protein autophosphorylation; phosphorelay signal transduction system. The coding region runs from base 1 to 3882 and encodes 1293 amino acids. The transcript has a single exon. Lineage: Eukaryota; Fungi; Basidiomycota; Ustilaginomycetes; Ustilaginales.